AACCCCACAAUCACAAUUUCACCAAGCAUAAAACGAGGCCAAAAAUGAAAUAAGAAUAAUAAACACAAAUAAAUUGUUCUUAAGAAAUGCGCCAGUGACAGUUCUAGGACGUAGUGACUCCGUAAACACCUGGAUCGUCUCGUUGUUUUCGGUUUUCCUUCCCUUUUCCCCUCGUUUUGAAGGAAAAUGGCACAGACAUGAGACACUUUUCGUCUAAGAAAUCGUUAUAAGAAACUUGUACCUGCAACCAGCUGCUUCAAGCAUCUCUCAUGGAUUUCAUUUUAAACAGAUGAUUCAGGUAAUGGUUCAGCAUGGGUCGAGGGCAGCGUUUGGCCCUGGGCAUCUUUGUCCUUCUGCUCGUGGACAUCAUUUGGGUGGCAUCUUCAGAAUUGUCAGAGUAUAUCUUCAAUGAUGCUGGGUUUGACAAACCAUUCUUCAGUACCUACUUGAAGACUAGCAUGUUCAGCCUCUACUUGCUAGGCUUUGUGUUCUGGAGUCCAUGGAGACACCAGUGCAUUCACAGCAAUCAGGAUGAAAGCAUGUACCAGGUUGUAGAUAUUGGCGAUGCUGAGGAGUUGGCAUCACCCGAGGAGAGAAGAUUGGGGAGAGAGAGGGCCUUCUCCACAGCAGCUCCCAUCUUCACUGUUGACCAACUGGCAUCCAGUGUAGCAAGGGAUGAAGACCCAAGCGCAGAGCUGACGCACUUGGUUCUUUGGCGCUAUUUGCCUGUUGAUCCACCAAAAAGUGAACCUAAAUAUGUCCCCCUCAAGCUGCAAGAUCAGCAAGAGAAGAGCUCCGAUGGAGAGUCGGAUGAUUCUUCAGUAAAGUCCGUCCGCUUCAGCAAACUCACAGAAGUACGGCAAAUGUCGGAGGCUGAGGCAGUUGAAGCUAUGAUGUCUCGGCUUUCCUUUUCUGCCUCACUUCGCGCUGAACAGCUCGCUUUGCAAGCAGCUAAUAAGUUAUCCAUUAAAGAAGUAAUGAAAAUUUCGUGCAUAUUCUGUUUGCUGUGGUUUCUUGGGAACUACGGCUAUCAGAUAGCACUGAGUGACACAGAGGCUGGUGUGGUCAACGUCAUCUCUUCUACCUCUGGUCUCUUCACCCUCAUCUUGGCUGCCAUCUUCCCCUCAUCAUCGGUAGACAGAUUCACACUCUCCAAGCUAUUUUCAGUCUUAUUAAUGGUUGCUGGAGUGGUCUUGGUCAGUUUGGAGGACAUCAGCCUUGAAGGAGCCACUGUGCCUGUGGGUGUGGUGUGGUCCUUGGUUGGAGCUGUGUUGUAUGCCUGUUACAUGGUCUUCCUGAGACGCAAGGUUCCCACAGAAGACAGGAUGGAUUUCACAAUGUUUUUUGGAUUUGUCGGCUUGUUCAAUACCAUAAUUCUGUGGCCGGGAUUUCCUCUGUUAGAUGUCUUAGGAUGGGAAACAUUCCAGUUACCAAACAAGGAGCAGCUUCUCUACAUGUCUGUUAAUGGAUUGAUUGGGACUGUGCUCUCAGAACUAUUGUGGCUGUGGGGAUGUUUCCUUACCUCUUCUCUGAUGGCCACAUUGUCGCUGAGUCUCACUAUUCCUCUUACCAUGGUCGUUGACAUCUUUGUGAAAGAUGUCGAGUAUUCACUUAUCUUUUACAUUGGCGCAAUCCCAAUGAUGUUGUCGUUCAUCGUCGUCACACUUCUUACACACUAUGAAAAUUGGGAUCCGCUCAUGGAUUGUAUAACAAAAAUAAACAGAAGAUGUUCCAGAAAUAAUCAUAUGUAUAGUUUGGUGGACACAGAAGGCUUGGAAAGAGAGAGCUUAAUAGUGAACGAAACUGGUGUGGAUGAAGCAGAAGAGGAGGAUGAGGAAGAAGUGGACACCACAGGAAUCAACAAUGCCAUCGUUAUCACCGACAAUGCCUCAGCUUCCAACUCUAUGCCAACUAUGAUUAACAACAUUAUAUAAUGCUAUGGAUCAAAAAAACAAUGAUCUAUAAGAAUAAAUUCCUUUUCUUUUCUACUCUCUCUCAAGAGAGAACUGGAACACAUUCUUUUAUGAUUUUUCUUGCACUUAGUUGAAAUGGGAACGGUAAUGCUUACAUUUACAGAAUAUAUGGUACAAGUUUUUUACUUAAGGAAAUACCAUUUCGAUCUCUGGUAGUAUAAAAUGAUCCUUCCUAACUUUGCUGCUUUCAUAGUUGUUGAUGGAAAGAGGAGGGAGAAGAUAACAAGAAAAAGAAGAGAAAGAUUAGCUAUAUAAAAGAUCAAGAUUGAUUGUGGUAAAUCUGGAGGAAAAGUGAGAGGCUGUAAUAACAGUACUGGGAGACGUAUUGAGUUUGCAAAUUUGGAUGUCUGGUAAAGAAAUUUAAGGAUGAGAGACACAAAGUAUGAUGUUGAAAGGAAAAGUUAACAGAAAAUUACAUGUUUUUUUUGGGUGUUACUAAUGAUCAACUUGGAUUGUUUAAGUGAGAUGCAAUAUAUUAUUUUGAUAUCUUACAUAUCAUGAACAUAUACUCAUGCACUUAUUUCCACAUUCUAACUCACACACUCACAUUCACCUUCACAUUCACAUUCACAUUUAUAUACACUCACUUCCAUUCAUGCUCAUGCUUAUUCACA
Molecule: messenger RNA, 2587 nt
Organism: Penaeus vannamei (Pacific white shrimp)
Lineage: Eukaryota; Metazoa; Arthropoda; Malacostraca; Decapoda; Penaeidae
Product: solute carrier family 35 member F5
Cellular component (GO): membrane
Source: RefSeq, a predicted model, not a curated record